AUGGGUACAACUCGUGGGGUACAAGGGGGUACAACUCGUGGGGUACAACUCUUGGGGUACAAGGGGGUACAACUCGUGGGGUACAACUCUUGGGGUACAAGGGGUACAACUCGUGGGGUACAACUCUUGGGGUACAACUCUUGGGGUACAAGGGGUACAACUCUUGGGGUACAAGGGGUACAACUCGUGGGGUACAACUCUUGGGGUACAACUCUUGGGGUACAAGGGGUACAACUCUUGGGGUACAAGGGGUACAACUCGUGGGGUACAACUCUUGGGGUACAAGGGGGGUACAACUCGUGGGGUACAACUCUUGGGGUACAAGGGGUACAACUCGUGGGGUACAACUCGUGGGGUACAACUCGUGGGGUACAACUCGUGGGGUACAACUCGUGGGGUACAACUAGUGGGGUACAAGGGGGUACAACUCGUGGGGUACAACUCGUGGGGUACAACUCGUGGGGUACAACUCUUGGGGUACAAUGGGUACAACUCGUGGGGUACAAGGGGGUACAACUCGUGGGGUACAAGGGGGUACAACUCGUGGGGUACAACUCGUGGGGUACAAGGGGGUACAACUCGUGGGGUACAACUCGUGGGGUACAACUCUUGGGGUACAAUGGGUACAACUCGUGGGGUACAAGGGGGUACAACUCGUGGGAUACAAAGGUUACAACUCGUGGGGUACAACUCGUGGGGUACAACUCGUGGGGUACAACUCGUGGGGUACAAGGGGUACAACUCGUGGGGUACAACUCGUGGGGUACAACUCGUGGGGUACAACUCGUGGGGUACAAGGGGGUACAACUCGUGGGGUACAACUCGUGGGGUACAACUCGUGGGGUACAACUCGUGGGGAACAACUCGUGGGGUACAAAGGAUACAACUCGUGGGGUACAACUCGUGGGGUACAACUCGUGGGGUACAACAGCUAGGGGUGUCCAUUAG
Messenger RNA from Procambarus clarkii (red swamp crayfish), 948 nucleotides. RefSeq lists its product as uncharacterized. Lineage: Eukaryota; Metazoa; Arthropoda; Malacostraca; Decapoda; Cambaridae. The record is from RefSeq and is a predicted model, not a curated record.